Messenger RNA from Parnassius apollo (apollo), 654 nucleotides. The record is from the annotation of a GenBank genome assembly. NCBI's taxonomy places the organism in Eukaryota, Metazoa, Arthropoda, Insecta, Lepidoptera, Papilionidae.
AUGCAUCGUCUUUUUGCUGAGCUGGAGCCAUCUUUAACCGUCACAGAGCAAAACCUGGCAGACCGAGUUCGGUAUAUCUUGCGCUCAAAUAUAUUUGAUGUCGCCGAACUCGAACGGCUACGACGUGAGGCUGUUCCCUCGUCGGAUGAGAAUGCUACGGCUGAGGAUGCGGCGCCACAAAUGGUAGAUCGCCCAGGAACUGGAAUUAGAGCAUAUGAGGAGUACAUUGGAAGAGGCGAUUGUGGAAACGCGCAGUACGUAAGCAAGCGGAAUCGGGCUGUCGUGAGGGCUCUGAACCUAAUGCUGGUGACCUAUUUGGAAGCCAGCCGGGACCUUUGCGAGACGGACUCAAUUCUUUUUGGCGCCGCGCUGGCAGUCUGCCGUAUUAUAGGCGCCAAGGUUUCCACGGCUGGACGCGCUACUGGCCAUAGUAGCGCUAUCCCAGCAUGGAGAAGAAGAAUUGAGGAACGUAUCGCAAAGGCUAGAGCUCUCAUCGGCAGACUGAUAUGCUUCAGAUCAGGCAACAACAGGCCAAAAAUUGUGCGCACCGUCAGGAUGGCGUUUGCUGGGACAAAUGUCAGUUUGUCCCAGCCGGAUAUAACGCAAAAACUGACGGAGCGCAUAGAUGAUCUGAAGCAGAGAAUCGCUGCUUGA